Molecule: messenger RNA, 423 nt
Organism: Spirodela intermedia
Lineage: Eukaryota; Viridiplantae; Streptophyta; Magnoliopsida; Alismatales; Araceae
Source: the annotation of a GenBank genome assembly
AUGGCGUCCGACAGGGAGAGUCUUCUCGGCAGCGCUGCCGGGGAGGCAACGGUCGUGCGGCGGCUUCCCUCCUUUCGCGUGGGCACCCACCGCGUGGCGAGCAGCCGGCGGCGGAAGACGCCCUCCGUGCGGCUGGGCGGCCAGAGGGACGGAGCGGCGCAGCGGCGACGAUGGUGGUGGCGGGGCGUGACGGCGGCGGCGGCGAAGAGGCUGAGGGGGCGGCGGCUCCGCUGGCUGAGGCUCCAAGGCCUCCGCGCCGCCGCGCGGGCCCUGCGGCGGUUCUACUCCCGGCUGCUGCGGGAUCUGGUGGAGGCCGCCGCAUCUCCCGGCGCCGUCGAGGCGAGGAUCGGCAUGGAGACCCUCUUCUCCAUGCCAGCCUUGCCCAUCUCCCUCGCCGCCGCCUACUCCCCACGCUUCCUCUAA